AUGACAGGAACUUUAUAUUCAAUUCCGUACCCAAGUUCGUUCUCUACUUCCUUCUUUCUUUCUUUCUUUCUUUCAUUAUUUCUUUCAUUGUUUCUUUCUUUCUUAGUUCUUUCUUUCUUUUCCAGUUCUUUCUUCUUUUCUUUCUUUCUUUCAUUAUUUCUUUCAUUGUUUCUUUCUUUCUUUCUUAGUUCUUUCUUCUUUUCUUUCUUUCAUUAUUUCUUUCAUUUUCUUUCUUCUUUUCUUUCUUUCUUUCUUUCAUUAUUUCUUUCAUUGUUUCUUUCUUUCUUAGUUCUUUCUUCUUUUCUUUCUUUCUUUCUUUCAUUAUUUCUUUCAUUGUUUCUUUCUUUCUUUUUUAGUUCUUUCUUCUUUUCUUUCUUUCUUUCUUUCUUUCAUUAUUUCUUUCAUUUUCUUUCUUCUUUUCUUUCUUUCUUUCAUUAUUUCUUUCAUUGUUUAUUUCUUUCUUUGUUCUUUCUUUCUUUUUUAGUUCUUUCUUGUUUUCUUUCUUUAGUUCUUAAUUUCGUUCUUUUCUUUCUUUCUUUAUUCUUUCUUUCUUUAGUGCUUUCUUUAGUUCUUUCUUUCUUUCUUUCUUUCUUAGACCUUUCUUUCUUUAUGGAUUUCUUUCGUUUUUUCUUAUUUCUUUCUUUCUUUUGUUCUUCCUUCUUUUCUUCUGUCGGUAGUUCUUUCUUUCCUUCCUUCCUUCAUUAG
Acanthosepion pharaonis is the source of this 705-nucleotide messenger RNA. NCBI's taxonomy places the organism in Eukaryota, Metazoa, Mollusca, Cephalopoda, Sepiida, Sepiidae. The record is from the annotation of a GenBank genome assembly.